This is a messenger RNA of Rana temporaria (common frog), 1118 nucleotides long. It is a transcript of the gene TMED6, whose product is annotated as transmembrane p24 trafficking protein 6. NCBI's taxonomy places the organism in Eukaryota, Metazoa, Chordata, Amphibia, Anura, Ranidae. The transcript is spliced from 4 exons. Gene Ontology annotation, cellular component: Golgi apparatus; endoplasmic reticulum-Golgi intermediate compartment; COPII-coated ER to Golgi transport vesicle. The coding region runs from base 21 to 806 and encodes 261 amino acids. Gene Ontology annotation, biological process: intracellular protein transport; Golgi organization; endoplasmic reticulum to Golgi vesicle-mediated transport. The record is from RefSeq and is a predicted model, not a curated record.
CCCCCCCCCCUCUCUGGUUAAUGAUUACAGAGGCGGCUCUGGGAUCCAGCAGUCGGUCGUCUCCUCUUCGGCCCGCACACUUCAUCAUCAUCAUGCUCCUCGCAGUCUUUCUCUUCUUGUCUCUUUUCCUCCAAGGUUUGCCGCAGAAGACCGAGCCUCUGAGCAGCGCCACCUCCCAGCCCUUAUUCCGCGGCGCCGACCGCUACGACUUCGCCGUCUUGGUGGGGCCGGCUGGCUCGGAAUGCUUCUACCACUUUGCCCAUCAGAGCAGCUAUUUCUACUUUGGAUAUGAGGUUCAAUGGACCUCUGGAGUCAUGCAGGACCAGAAGGUGUCGGCUUCAGUCCACAACCCGCAGGGAUUUCUGAUUGAGACCUCCAGUGAUGGACGCGGACAAAUCAACUUCGAGACCAAAGAGACGGGAUUCUAUCAGCUGUGUGUCAAUAACUGGCAGAACCACUUUGGCUCAGCCCAGGUGUACCUGAACUUUGGGGUGUUCCAUGAUGGGGAGGGUCCCGAGCAUGCGCCUGAAAACCAUCAUCAGAAGUUAAACGACACUUUAGCAACCAUUGAGGCGAGCUCUCAGGUGGUGUUGGGUCGUAUUCUGCACAUGUGGCGUUAUUAUACUUUCGCCCGCAUGAGACGAGGCUCCGAUUAUUACAGACUGAUGUCCAACUACUACUACGUGAACUGGUGGUCGGCGGGUACCAGCGUCCUCAUCGUGGUCUCGGGGGUCCUGCAGCUCUACUUCCUGAAGCGCCUGUUCAAUGUGAAGACCACCACAGAGGCGCAGAAGCCGCGGUGCUGACGGGAUGCAGACGCUGCGCUCGUACACAACGCAAUCUGGGAACUCAAUGCACAGAUCUCGCCCCCAACAAACUUCAUCAGUAGACCGAAGCCGGUUCCUACCGGUGAUGUCAUGGAGGGUUAAUAUGAGAUUCUUCUACAUGCUGGGAAAUUUCUCUGGGUCACGCAGAAUGAUUCAAGUCCUCAUCCCUCUACACAAGACAUGCUCAGUGGACCCGUUUAUUUGUCCCGAUCAAAACCAUCGAUCUGCUCUAAGCUGUGCCUUUUCCCAUGAAACUGAUCAUUACUAAUAAAAAUAUUUUAUAAGCUGUGA